Messenger RNA from Hylaeus anthracinus, 2020 nucleotides. RefSeq names its product TELO2-interacting protein 2-like. The transcript is spliced from 5 exons. The record is from RefSeq and is a predicted model, not a curated record. The coding region runs from base 514 to 1818 and encodes 434 amino acids. Gene Ontology annotation, cellular component: centrosome; nucleoplasm; cytosol. NCBI's taxonomy places the organism in Eukaryota, Metazoa, Arthropoda, Insecta, Hymenoptera, Colletidae.
GUUGUCACUAGGUGAACGACAGCUCGUACGGUAAUGAAAAAAUGACAGAUACUUCGAGAAUCGUGAAUUUGGUAUCGAUCAUUGUUUCGAUGCAUCGAACGAUAUUACAAAAUACAACAAUUACAUUGUAAAUUUGCACGACAGCUAGAGGAGUGAAACAAACUCUUCGUGCCGUUGUUGUACCGAACACGUUUGAUGGUCCGAUAAAUUCGAGGCCUCCUUCGACCAAACACAUGUUAGAGCGUGUACAAGAACUGUCGGUACGUUCUGAUUGUUGAUCGUAAGCACAGGACAUUCGUAGGCGAGAGGUUCGUGAAAAGGUUGAACGAUUAUAUUGUCCCUUUCCGAUCGGUGAGCGUCGGAUUCGAUCAAUGUGCUACUGUUCACUACGAUUUGAAAAAUGACAGUGACGGUGUGCACCCGUGAAACCAACGAAUUGUCGCGGAGAAGUUGAUUUCGGGAGGUGGCGAUCGUUAUUUCUCGCUGAGACUUCAUUGCGAGCACUUCGCAAAAAUGAAUGACCUUCUGAAAGAACUUGAGGCUCUGAAAAUCUCGGGCGAUUUUUCUCAGGAUGGUUUGUGGUCGGCGUGUAUCGAUCUUAUUCAGAAAAGUUAUGUGCCUGAAAAGACAGUCGGUGCUAGCCGACCAUGCGAGGAAAAAGACUUUAGAGAGUACAGGCAAAUAGUAGACAGAAAUUUGCGAAACAUCAGGUGCAUGCUUCAGCAUAUCAUUCACAGUCGCGAUCAAGGGAAUGCUCCAAUAGACUUGAACUCGUCGGUAGUUAGAACUUUUGUUAUUAACUUGUUGUUACUUGCUGGGGAACACCACGAGAAAAACAUUUGGAACACCGCAGAGUCUGUUUCCAUCUCCAAGGAACUACUCAGUGGAGUGUCAGAAUUGUACAGAUGUCAAAGCAUCUCCCAAGUUUUAACAGAGCAAGACAACUUUACCACAGUAUUGUUAACGUUAAGACCAAAGUUGAUGAAAGACACUUGGAAAGCUUAUCCAGCAGCUGUAGCAUGUUAUAAAUGGAUUUUGUAUCAAAUUGAGAAACCAGGUUUAUACGACCAUAUUGGCAAUGUUCUUCCAACAGCUUUAAUAAUCAUCGAUGACUAUGUGCCAGAAAAUAUUGUGAUAGGUCUUGAAUGUUUACAUCAAAUUGUGCAGCAUUCUCAUUUGAAGAAGGGAUUGAUUGAUACUGGAUAUGCCAAAGUAAUAUUUCAUGCUUUAGAGCAUUUAACACAUCAGAGAGAAGCCAAAUACGUGAUAUUGGUAUAUAUGUGUAUGUCAAGUUUAUUAGCUACUAUCGAACACUGGGAUAAUACAUUAAAUGUGUUUGAAUGGACACAACGCGACGACGUUCUAGCUGUCUUGUUAGAUAACAUGGAAUUUGAGCAAAACGUGGAACUGAGGCGUGUUUACAUGAUGAGCUUGCCUCAACUAUUAACUAAUAUUGGCUGUGCAAAAUGGUGUGAGAGGUUAACUAGAAUACUCUCGGAAUACUGCGAACAUCAUACAGACCUCAAAACGUUGAAAGCAACAUUGGAGACUGCCAAGACCUUCCUUUUGAUGUUUCACCUGCGCGUGGCAGCUCACUGCGUACCUUUGUACACGGCAUUCUUGAAAUUGCAUUUUGAUUUAACAGAAACACCAGUAUUUGAUAAAGAAAUAAUGCAAAAUUUGGAGGACUGCAUUUGUUUGUUAUAUAAACUGUCCCCGAACGUAGGUUGUGCCGUUAUGAAUGACGAUCGGAUGCGAUCGGUGAUUAAAAAUAGUUUGCAAGUAGUAUGCCUAGGUGAUACCAAAUACUUCGAGUGAGUGAACUAUACAAGUCUGUUUUAGAACCAAGUCUAACAAAUUAUGGGCCACAUUAUUUAAAAAAAAAGAAAACAUUAUUUUUUGUAGUUUCUUAGGAUAUAAUACAAUAAAAUAUAAUGGAUAGUACUUAGACGCCUUAUUUGUGAUUUAAAAAAUAAAUGUAUAGUACAUUUGUAUUGUAAAAUAAAGAUUUUUGUUAGAA